AUGCACACUUCUCGUCUGUUACAGAGAUGCAUACCGGAAUUCGGAAAUGCAGCCUUCAACUUGUUCAUGGAGGCGACGAACACGUGCGGCGACGAGGGAGAAAUCGAGUACUGCAUUCAGACCGGAGUCUCCUCGCAAAAAUCGUGCGAGCUCUGCUACCCGGACGAGCACAGCGCCCGUUUCCUUACCGAUUUUCACAGCCAGGAUGAGCCGACCUGGUGGCAAUCCGAAACCAUGCUGGAAGGCAUACAAUAUCCCUCCCAGGUCAAUCUAACCUUAAAUUUAGAGGGACGGACGCUGGAGCUUCAUUCGCCGGACGCAGUGCACAGUUGUGUAUUGAGAGCCACAGAUCCCGCAGAAGCCGCCGCAUGGUUCAAUACUUUACAUUCGGCUUUAGCCGCACUGACCACAGCGGCCCUGCACGAAGCCGCCCGUGCUAUUCCAGAUUUGAGGCACAUAGGAUGGUUGCUGAGGCGUCCAAAAUUUGAGAACAACUUGUCGAGCUCCGACAGUUCGGAAGAGUUGGACAGGUGGAAUUCCGUCUUCGCCGCUGUCACCGAUAGCGAAUUUAGGCUGUACGAGAGCGCUCCCUGGUCCGGUGAGGCGUGGCGGACGCCCGCCGAAGCUUAUGCGCUUAUCGCGACGAGGCUGGUCGGUUCCGGGAGGAGAGCCGAGCUCCCCGAGUUUAGCAUAAGAUGCGCGACGGCGGAAGGCGUCAUCACGCAUCGACUAAGGGCAGAAACACAUCGAGAUCUUGCGGCGUGGGCGAAAUCUUUAGUUAAUGGUGGUCAUGCAAGUGCGGUCACGCAAAGGGAGCUAGUGUGUCGAUGCGCUUGGAAAGGUAGACCUGCUCAACUCGUUAUACAUUAUGAAAAUGGGUUUACAUUAUUAGAGGCUGGAACAGGAUGUAGGACACUUUGGCGGUAUGGUUUCGAUAGACUAAAGAAUUCAUCGGACGACGGUCAUCGUGCGUUAUAUUUAGAUUUCGGGGAUGAAAAUAAUAUAGAACUGGACCUCGAAGGUAACCCAAAACCAAUUGUCUUCAUAUUACACAAUUUUUUAUCGGCGAAAAUUCAUCGAUUGGGAUUAUACGCAUAGUAAACGAAACCGCGCAUUCGACAGUUUACCUACAUACGUACAUAUUUAGUUUCUUUACCAAACGAAACUAUUCUGUCAAUUAACUUUUCUUAUAUCAUUUUUUAUAUUUAUAAUACUAAUAAUAUGUGAAUAAUUUCGUAAUUUUCUACUAUGUAGCUUUUUACUUCAGAAAUAUUGUCUAUAUUUUAAAUAGUAGUACGAACAAGACGGUCUACACGAAAAUUUGUGCCUUUUAAUGGAAAUCUUCCAUUGUGUAUAUGAAAAAGAAAACUAAACAUUCCAUACGCUCUCGUAAUUUAUCUACUGUUUGGCAAAUCGAGUCAGUCGAAUCGACUGCGUUAUAUUUUAUGUAUUAUUAUUUGGGAUCUGAUUAUAUUUUUCUAGAAGAACAUGUUGGCGUUGGCUUGUAUGUCUCGAAUCAUUUUUCAGUUCACCAUUUCUUAUUUUUGCGAGAAACUGGUCAGACUACCGAUCUCUUUUAAACGUAAUGAAGAAGUUGGAACAUGCAAGAACAAACAAGAAAAAUUGAUCAGAUUCUCAAAAUUGCCUAUAUUUUACUUUGACAGUAUUGUGUCUAACGUACGUAAUCAAAAUUAAUCUACAGGUAGUCCAUUCUUUAUUACAUUUUAGCUGUCCAAUAAAUAAAGAUGUAUAUAAUAGGUUAUCUAGCUGUAGCUUUUCAUUGUUGUAGUACAAAAAUUGUAAUGUAUAUUAUCAAAGGUUAGUGAUAUUAAAGGAA
This is a messenger RNA of Photinus pyralis (common eastern firefly), 1837 nucleotides long. Its product is annotated as beta-2-syntrophin-like. Lineage: Eukaryota; Metazoa; Arthropoda; Insecta; Coleoptera; Lampyridae. Gene Ontology annotation, cellular component: dystrophin-associated glycoprotein complex; intracellular anatomical structure. Bases 1 to 1098 code for a protein of 365 amino acids. The transcript has 5 exons. The record is from RefSeq and is a predicted model, not a curated record. Gene Ontology annotation, molecular function: structural molecule activity.